Messenger RNA from Arabis nemorensis, 3015 nucleotides. Lineage: Eukaryota; Viridiplantae; Streptophyta; Magnoliopsida; Brassicales; Brassicaceae. The record is from the annotation of a GenBank genome assembly.
AUGGCCGAAGCGACUAAGCAUGAGAAAGAUUUGCUCGAUAAGGUCGGAGAAGCCAUCUCUUUUAUUGGUGAUGCGAAGCACGUCGACCAAGUCAUCUCCGCUAUUCAUUCCGUCGCCGUUCUUCUCUUCCCGGUCGACCCAUCCGUUUUUUCCGGGAGUAUUGGUGACAAGUACAGAGAAAGGGUGUGCAUCUCCGUAGUUCCUUGUGCAGAUGAGAGAAAUGAUUGGUUUUAUCGAGGGGUUGCAUUUCCAACGUUUGCUCGGGUUUUAUUGCUUGAUGUUGCCUCGGAUUGGCUCUCUUGUUUCCCUAUUUCAGUGCAGAAACAUUUGUAUGAUUUGUUCUUCUUAGAUGGACCUGUUAUCGAGGUUGUUCAGGUUUUGGUUCCAUUUCUACAUCAUGUGGGAAAAAAUGGUGGAGUUGAUGCCAAUCCUGUCCAGACCAAUGUGGAAAGAUUGCUUAUAUUGUGUUUGCUUGAAAAUGCUGGAGUGCUCAAGAUGACUAAAGAAAUUGAUGAUUGUUAUCAAGGAGAGAAUUCUAGGAAUGGAAGUCUCAAGCCUUUGUUAUCCAGGCUAUCACAGAUCCUAACCUCCAUUCCUGAUAAAGCACGGUUGAAAGCCCCGCCUUUACUUUCUUCUCACUUGUACUUCAAGCACAUUACCAAUCAGCUUCUACAGAUAUUGGACGACAGAGCUUCCUGCUCUGAGGCCAAUAGCACAGUUCUCGUUUUAUCGUUUGUCGGGGAAAUUUUUUCUCGCAUCUGUCGACGCGGAUUAUCAGAUUUGCUAUUAAGUGAAGUAACACCUCGUGUCCUAGCUCAUGUUAGGAGGUUACUAAACGCAAAGAAGGGUUUUGUUGAGAUUGAAACAUUUCAAGUGGACCCUACACCCCAGAUUUGGUCGAAAACUAUGGAAGCAGUGACAGAUCCGUAUGCUGUUGAGAAAAUGGCUGAACAACUUUUACAUCAGUUAUAUGCUGAGCAUGCAAGUGAUGUUGAAGCUUUCUGGACUAUUUGGACUUUGUUUCAUUCCAAUAUAAAACAUCAAGCAUCAGUGAGGUCCAUAUUUGUUGACAAAUUUUUGCUGUGGAAAGUGUUUCCUAUCCGUUGUCUGCGAUGGAUCUUACAAUUUUCGGUUCUUGAGUGCCCACCGGUUACUAAUACACUUGCUAAAGGUGACAUGACGCAUGGACUGCUUGAAACAACGCAGAGAAUAGCCUCAGUUUGGUCAAAAGGGGAGUUUCUGCAGUCCGUCCCAUUGGAGCAGCAAGCUUAUAUAACUACAGCUCUUGGGCUUUUCCUGGAGAACAUGUCAAGAGAGGAACUAGAUAGAACAAAGGAUGUAAUGCACAAUAUUCUUCAAGGAGUUACAUGUAGACUGGAGAACCCAGGAGAUCUAGUACGGAAAAUGGGUAGCACUAUUGCCUUUAUGUUCUCUAAAGUAAUUGACCCAAAGAAUCCUCUGUACCUUGAUGAUUCAUUCACUGGGAAUGCAAUUGACUGGGAAUUUGAAUUGCAAACGGCUGUGGGAGGGGUCCGGUCAAUCACGAAUUCAAUGGAAAAUGAAGAUGGUGCAACCAAAACAUCGGCCUCCUUAACUGAAGUAAAUGAAUCUAGCCGCAGAAACAAGGAAAAGAAAAAUCGCAAGAGCAAGAACAUAUCUGAUUUUGUAUUGGCUGAUCCAGAUGAAAUAGUUGAUUUGGCUACCUUAACCUGUGAAACAGAGAGUGAUAAUGAUGAUAAUGCAAGUGUCAGCUCUGAUAAUUCAAGUGUCACUUCUUUGGAGCCAUAUGAUCUAUUAGAUGAUGACAAGGAUUUAGAGAAACAAUUUACACAGUUGGUGGAUGUUGUUGGAGCUCUUCGGAAAACAGAUGAUGCUGAUGGGGUGGAGAAAGCUAUAUAUGUUGCGGAGAAACUUGUGCGAGUAUCACCUGAUGAACUGACUCAUAUAGCUGGUGAUCUUACUCGAGUUCUUGUACAAGUUCGCUGCUCUAAUAUAACAAUUGAAGGUGAAGAAGAUUCAGCAGAAGAGAAGCGGCAAAGAGCUCUAAUUGCAUUGCUUGUGACCCGUCCAUUUGAAUCCCUUGAAACUCUUAACAGUAUUUUGUAUUCGCCUAAUCUAGACGUAAGCCAGCGCAUUAUGAUACUUGAUGUCAUGGCUGAAGCAGCUCGAGAGCUUGCUAAUUCUAGGACCCUGAAACCUAAACAUGAAGCACGUGGACCGCUGAUAUCAAAUAUCUCACAUCCUCAACCCUGGUAUUUGCCUAGCAAUGCGAGUACCCCAUGGAAAAAGGUCUCAGAGACAGGAUCUUUUCAUCAAAACUGGGCAAACCGAUUUGAGAGGGAGCUACAGUCAAAACCUGGACAGACGAAGAAAGGGAAAACUCGAAGAUGGGGCCUCAGAUCAGGAGACAAAGACCAAAACAGUACCGACUGGUCCCAAAAUAGGUUUCCACUAUAUGCAGCAGCAUUUAUGCUUCCAGCCAUGAAAGAGUUUGACAAGAAACGACAUGGCGUUGACUUACUUGGCAGGGACUUUGUUGUCCUUGGUAAACUUGUUCACAUGCUCGGCGUCUGUAUGCAAUGUGCAUCAAUGCACCCAGAAGCAUCUGCAUUAGCUAUCUCUCUUCUAGAUAUGUUACAACGAAGGGAAGUAUGCAAUCACCCAGAAGCCUAUGUCCGAAGGGCGGUUCUUUUUGCAGCCUCUUCUGUUUUAGUUGCUCUUCACCCGUCUUACAUAGUAUCAGCCUUAGUUGAAGGAAAUUUUGAACUUGCCAGAGCUCUUGAAUGGAUCAGAACGUGGGCUAUUCAAAUAGCUGACUCAGACAUCGACCGAGACUGCUACACAAUGGCUUUGUCAUGUCUCCAACUCCACGCCGAGAUGGCUCUCCAAACUUCCCGAGCUUUAGAAUCAACCGAUGGAAGUAGCAGCAGCAAUGGACCGAUGAGCAUUAGUCUACCUUCUGGUAUCUCUAAGCUGACAUCAAUCAAACUUCCUUCUUCAAAUGUUCAUCUCUAG